Molecule: messenger RNA, 288 nt
Organism: Staurois parvus
Lineage: Eukaryota; Metazoa; Chordata; Amphibia; Anura; Ranidae
Source: the annotation of a GenBank genome assembly
CUGAUAGGUGGCACUGAUUGGCAUUGAUAGGUGGCACUGACUGGCACUGAUGGGUGACAUUGAAAGGCAGCUCAGAUGGGCACUGAUAUGUGCCAUUGAUGUGCACUGGUAUGCACUGAUAUGUGGCAUUGAUGUAGCACUGAUGGGCACUGGCCGGUGGCACUGAUGGGCACUGCCAGGUGUCACUUCUGGGGCCACACUGAUCAUCAGGGCACACUGAUCAUCAGUGCCCUGAUGAUCACUGUCAGCGUGACAGCUCGAGAGGAGAGAAAUGCCGAUAACUGGCAU